AUGGGGAGUCGAACUGGCGCCGCCGCCCAGGAGAGCAGCAACAGCAACACUGAGCGCCAGGGCCAGUCGACGCUGCAACGCCCCCAGAUGCCCGCCUCCAUGUCUGCACCCGCUGGCCGCCUGCCCCGCCUACUGCCCGCCGACCUGUCCUCGUACACAGACUCGUACCUGCCCACGGCUGCCAUACCGCCCUCGGCCACUUCCCUCGCUGAACUCGCCCAUCUCAUCCGCCUCCAGGGCUACCAGGAGCAGCGAAAAGCCCACUCGCGCGUCCGCCUGCACCGCUGGCUUGUCUCCAGCGCCCUCUCCGCACGUCUGGUACAUUGCGGCGAGCUCUCCUACCGCUCGCUGGUAGAUAGCUUCCGGUCGGAUGACAAAAAGGCCUUUGCCGCCCUGUACAACGCCCUCAACGAUGUUCGCAACUCGUGCGACGCCACACGCCAGUAUGCCCUGCUGGAGCCCGACCUGGAGUUUGGCAAGUCCAAGAACAUGCGGGGGGAGAAGCCCCUCACUUCCUCGACCUUUCUCAACGAGGUGCCGUCCAAGAUUCUGGACGACCUCCUAGAUUUCAUUUCCGAAAUUCGUACCAAUCCUGACUUUCUUGCUACCCGUAUUUCUAAUCUUUCUCCGCAAGAGCUCGCUGCUCUUACGUCCUUUCGUCAAGCCAUGGAUCCUAUAGACUCCGUCUCGGCCUUUCAGACACCCCGCGGCAGGAACGUCGGGCCCCAGAGGCAGAAUCAACAAGGAUCAAGCCCGGUGGAGCGUCUUCUGUCCUUCCAGCGCCAUGAUCCCCUCUCAGCUCUCAUCUACACCAUCUUUGCCAACUCGUCGGGUCCGGAUUCCGCCGAGGAUCUUCGCCGUACUGAUGUUUGGGCUACGGUUUGCGCCAAGCUGAUCAAGGACACAAAGUCCAGCCACAACUUCAUCCGGACUGUACUGGACGUCUGGGCGGGCAUGCGGGAAUGGCCUGGCAAAGCCAACUUGGAGCUUUACAUAAUGCAGGUCCUUCAGGAUGGCCAGUUUCUGCUCGAAAAGGCAGAGGAGCCCGCUACGCACGGAAUCAUGAUUGGACACCACAUUAGCGAGCUGGCCCGCAUGAAGAUCCUCAAGGAAGUUGCUGUCCGAGCACAGAAACACGUCACGGACAUGACCUACAAUUGGUAUAACUCUCUCCAUGCCGGCUCCGAUCAAAUUUGGCUAACUGACGAUAGGCGGGCUCAAGUGCCCGUGCUCCCGGAAAUCCGCACACACAUUGAGAACAUCUUGGCCCGGUUCAAGCACACCAAGACUCCAUCGAAGCCUAUCCUGCUUCCCGCCAAAGCCAUCACUUCGCCGCGGGAAACAGUCGAAGUUCAGCCUUUUAUUGUCCUUGCUCCUGCGGACAUUAUCACCUUGGUCAACGCCCUUUUCCCGGAGCGCCGUCCUUCAUCUAGCCAUAUGGAGACUGACAGCCAGCGCCAUACCGGGCUGGCAUCCUCUGCCUCGUCAAUGUCUGGAAUGUCUGUCCCGUUCCGCAAUGCGGCCGCUUCAAUGACAGACGCAAGUUCAAUCCUUAGUGCCAGUGCUUCAUCCAUGACAAGCGACCAGACCUCGCGAGAACCACUAUUGGAUAACAUCUCCACAACCACGGAACAGCAGAUUGACGUCAAGCCCGCACCCACAGAGCUCUACGGAAGGCGUCUGCGCAUGUCAUGCUCCGAGAUGACUCGCAUUCUCGGCUACGAAGCGACUGCCGGCUCGUGUCACCCAUGUGCUGAGCGAUGGGCUGUACUCUACAUCUCCGCGGACGGCAAGCAACUGAAACCGCGUAUGCGUAAAGAUUUCGACGACGAAGAUGAGCAUGACGAAGACUCUCCGGACAGCGACAGCAGCGACGAUGAAGGCACUGCGGACAGAUUUGAUCUUGGCAGCGACUAUCAUCAGCUCAAGGAAGCCAUCGCCAAGCUCGUGGAGGAAUACGAAAUCCCGAAAGAGUUGGCACCAGACAGCGAAUCCAAAAACUUCAGCAACCGGAUGACGACGCGCAAGAGCAAUCGCGGGCGCGGUCCCGUACGGAUUGCUAGCGAGAACCUUGGAUCUCGCAACCCAUACAACGCAACCCAGAGUCAAAGUCAGCUUACCAACAUGAUUGCUAGUCAAAGAAACGUCUCCUCCAGACGCUCUCCCCAUAUUCCAAGAAGCCACAGCAACCCGCAGGUUGGCGAGAAGCAAGAGAACAACUCUGUUCUUGUCACCAUGCUCGAGACGGCCAUGUACCAGUGCCAAGCUCGGUCUGACUUUGUCAAUGCGCACAUGUACUACAAGACACUUCAAAGUUUACGAAGACUCAGCUCUCCGACACUGGUCAAGAACGGAUAUGCUACGCUGCUCAACUACUUCUCGCGUGGCCCAAGGGACCUGCUCAGCAAAGCAGCGAAUGCCAUUGAGGAAUUCGAAGCAUGGUUCGUGUGGCUCAAGCAGUCUCAGGAGCGAUCAGACGGCAUGGUUGAGGAGAUGAUGCUCGAAUUCAAGAACCUACGGGACAAGAUGUGGUACGUCACAGAUGUCCGUACAUCGAAGCCAUACGAGGACGCCAGGAACGUUGCGCUUGCUCUCAAGAUUAUGGACCAACAAGCAAAGGCCCUCAAUACCAAGGGCCCCUCUGCUUUUCGGUCGCGGACUGCCAACAGCUUCUUGCGAACAAAUGAAGCUCAGCUUGUCGAUCUCAUGUCUGCCUCGCAAGACUUUGGCGGUCCAAACAAGCUGUCGGACGAGCAGUCAGAGAUUACACUGAAGUGGCUCAUGCAGUACGGCGUAGAGAACUUCUGCAAAGGCGAGGAGCGGAUCCACCGAUUCUGCCUCGAAGUCGACAAGUGUGUCACCAAAGUCAUUGGCGAAGGUGUCCUGGAUGGACCCGUCCUUUGGGCCAGUGACUUGUACAAACGCGACCAGCAAAUCCUUGAGAGCGGACGGCAAAAAGGCGAUCUGUUCCUGACAGGCGUCGGUACUCUGUCCAUUGCGGGCGACGAGGAGUACGAGACGCACGGUCGACCUGGCUCGCGCACCCUCGAUUUCUCGCAACGGCCUAGUCAAGGCAGCCUGCGUUCCACAUCCAACCGCAAUGGCUCGUCCGGCUUCGAGCACAGCCCUUGGGGCAGGAACCCGAUGGAUUCCCACGACUACUUUGGUGGUUCAUCUCCCGUUCUUCCAUUGACUCCGUCGCGACCUUUUGGUCGCCGUUCCAGACACAAGCGCAGUCGCCUACCAACGCCACCAGCAUCCGUCCACGUACCGCAUCAUCAUCAAAGGACACUUACCGGUCUCUUACUGAGUGAUUUGGGAACCAUGGUGUUCGCCAACGGUAGCGAGACGGACUCUUGGUUUGGCGGCGAUAUCCUCGACGACUGCAUCGAGCGCAGGGAUGAGGAAGAGCGAAAGCGCAGGAAGCAGCUGGCCAAGAAGAGCAUGAAGAACAUCCGAAAGCAGACACCCGACCAAAGGAACAUGCCUUUGGAAGCGCUUGGUCGCAACGAGCGCAGUUCCCCUGCGCCACCUGUUGCAACUUACCAGCUUGCAGCACCUGAUGCUCAUCACUCAGCUGGCGAGCACUCUUCCACUUCAAGCGACGCAACCUCUCGCUCAGCAGGCAACACCACCGCGAAAAAGGCUGGGCUGCUCGAGUUCCCAUACAACGUCGCAUUCAGAAGACUACUAGGCAGAUUCCAGACACACCCGAACCCCUACUCCAAGCUUCACGCGCUCUAUGAGCUGGAGCUCUUGAUCAUUGCUUCAUUGUCAUCACGUACAGGCAAGUCGUACAACAACCGCCGAGAGACACUUCCUCCGGUUCCUCAGUCGCCAACCCUCGGCGCUAUGCCCGAACUCAGCUCCCGUGAGCCAGCCACACAGACGUCGCGCGCACAAAACCUCGAGGAAGCGAUUGCAAACUGCGAGGAGCGCCGCUCUCAGAGCAUGAAUGUAGAUCGCGUAAGUAACGAUUCCCCGCUGCCCCGCAAUGGCGCACGCUCUCCUGUCGGACCGCCAAGCACAGACAUGAUUGUCGAGGUCAUCCAAGGCCUACUCCGGGAUUCCAACAUCCGACCCAAGACGCUCUUCAGAGAUUUACAAUACAUUGCUUCGUUUGUGCCUGCGCAAAUGCUUGACAAGACUGCCCGAGGCAAGGCAUUCUGGGAUGUCGGUCUUGCCGCACUAGGCCUGAAGCAAGACGUGUGCCGCAUCAUGGUCGAGCUUGUGGAUGAAGUCAUCACCCAGAACUCGAAGCGCGAUGCAGGAAAGGCCAACACUGGCACGACUGAGAAGUCGGGUAUACCAAGCGCUCUACCAACUCCAGCCGAGGAGCCAAUGUCCAAGUACACCAUGGAGGAUGCCGCUCGCAUGCUUCUCAUCACCGCCAAAGAAGGCGACGCAGUUGCCGAGCGUGAACUCGCAAUCUUCUACCUCACCUCACCCGAGCUGGUCCAUCGCACCGUGCUCCCGCUCACCAAACCCAGCGAGGUUUUCAAGACGGAGCUGCUCAACCGCGAGAGAAGGGCGUCGCAAGACCCCGCUCGCAGUGAUCCCAUGACCAUGUGUGUCGCUCAGCACUGGAUGGAGCAAUCGAUGCGCGGCGGCGACCACCUUGCCGCCAAGUACCUGCGCCAGCGUAGCGAACUCGAGAGCAUCAACCCAACGAGGGCAUAG
Messenger RNA from Pyrenophora tritici-repentis Pt-1C-BFP, 4680 nucleotides. NCBI's taxonomy places the organism in Eukaryota, Fungi, Ascomycota, Dothideomycetes, Pleosporales, Pleosporaceae. The record is from RefSeq and is a predicted model, not a curated record.